Pungitius pungitius (ninespine stickleback) is the source of this 1058-nucleotide messenger RNA. Its product is annotated as gamma-interferon-inducible lysosomal thiol reductase-like. The record is from RefSeq and is a predicted model, not a curated record. Gene Ontology annotation, molecular function: oxidoreductase activity, acting on a sulfur group of donors, disulfide as acceptor. Gene Ontology annotation, cellular component: lysosome. Lineage: Eukaryota; Metazoa; Chordata; Actinopteri; Perciformes; Gasterosteidae. The coding region runs from base 17 to 874 and encodes 285 amino acids. The transcript is spliced from 7 exons.
UGGAGUCAAUCAGCUGAUGAUGAGGCUGAUUGGGCGGUUCUUGAGGACCAGCGUUGAGUUGUUUCUCCUCCGUCACACGCGAGGACCACAAACAUCCAACAUGACGCCUUUUGGACUGAUCGCUGUGUUUUUACUUCUCUGUAUUGAUCUGGGAAUUUCCAGGACGUAUCACCCGAAACCGUCCUGCCGUUACCCGCCGUCUCAGUGGUGUCGGUCCCUGGAGAUCGCGAUAGCAUGCAACGUCCAGAAACAGUGUAUGGAGGUGAAUGCUACCAGACCAAAUCAGGCGGUUCCUCCAGUAUCGGUCACUCUGUACUAUGAGAGUUUGUGUCCAGACUGCAGAGUCUUCAUCACCCAGCAGCUCUUCCCCACCUGGACAAUGCUACAGGACAUAAUGACAGUCACUUUGGUCCCCUACGGGAACGCCAGGGAAAACCCGUCAGCAGAUUCUCCCUUCACCUGCCAGCACGGAGAGCCUGAAUGCAGAGGAAACCUGAUUGAGGCGUGCAUGAUCCAUUUGACGGGACCCUCAGCCUUUCAGAUCAUCUACUGCAUGGAGUCUGCUGAAAAUGUUCUCAACGCUGCCCAGCCUUGUCUCCAGUUGUAUGCUCCCUCGGUCUUAUGGUCGAGUGUGGACUCCUGUUUGAGGGGAGCUCUGGGACGCCAGCUGAUGCACGCCAACGCUGUCAUGACCAGAGCGCUGCACCCGGCUCACACGCAUGUCCCCUGGGUCACCGUCAACGGGGAAUACACAGAGGAGAAUGAGGACACGGUGUUGUCGUCUCUCUUCCACUUUGUUUGCGAACUGUACAAGGGGGUGAAGCCUCCGGUCUGUAAUGGCGCUCCAGUCAGAUUGAACAGAAGUUUCUGCUGAACACAACAAACUAACAUGUAGCACGAUGUGGGUGUGAGAUUGGAUUUAAAAGUGGAAUAAGUUUUGAAAUGUGUAGUUAUGUAAUAAUAUACAUUUAAAUAACCGUUUGCUUUUAUAGUCUAAUGACAUAAUAAACACUCAACAACCAGUCUGAAUAGAUUUCCAUAUUUAUUGGCAUUUUUCA